UAAGGAAGUUAAAUAAAUGUGAACAGUUUGAGGGUCAAAGUCACCAAAGUGACCCAAUGACCCGCGGCAGGACUGUCACGUGAUGCCGUUCAGUUCCGCCGUGCUGAGGGUGCGCUCCAGCUGCGUCGCGUUUGAGCACCGGUGCGCUUCCACCUUCAUCUUCUUCUUCAUCAUCAUGAUGAUGACUCGCGUGCGGUCCGCGGUCUCCAGCAUCAUCGGCGGCAUCAUGGCUUCGGGAUCCAGCGCGCAGGAGACCCAGCCGGAUCCACCGCUCCGGUUCCCGUACAGCAGACCGGAUUUCCUCGCGCUGUCUCCAGACGAGGUGGAGUGCUCUGCGGAUCACAUCUCCAGACCCAUCCUCAUCCUCAAGGAGAUGAAGCUGCCCUGGGCCGCCGGCUACGCGGAGGUGAUCAAUGCCGGUAAAAGCACCCUAAAUGAGGACCAGGCGUGCUGUGAGGUGGUAGAGCUCAGGAAACGACUCGCAGACCCGUCUAGCCCCAGCUACACUCCCACCAGGAGACGCUCCUCGCUGCCCAGCGUAGACAUCCUGGAGUCCAUCGACAGCUCAGAGGUGAAGGAACUGAACUUCCACUACUGGGCUCUGUUUGACGGUCACGGCGGUUCCGGAGCCGCGGUUUUCGCAGCCAAGUUCCUCCACCUCCAUAUCGAGGAGCAGCUGCAGGAGGUGCUGGAGAUCCUGAAGAAUCCGUCCCUCCAGCCGCCCACCUGUCUGUGCGAGGAGAACCCCGUCCAUCACCUCCACCCGUCUGCCGGAUGCUCCCAGCGGGGCCUGUCCCGGGCCGCUUCGCUCAGAGGGGCCGCCGGGGCCCCGGGGUCCCCUAAUACAAUGGCCCCGCGGUUCUUCAUGGAGAAGAAGAUCAAACAGGAGAGUCUGGUGGUGGGAGCCAUAGAGAAUGCCUUCAAGGAGAUAGACUCUCAUAUCGCUCGAGAGAGGAUGGUUUACUCUAUAUCUGGAGGAUGUACCGCUCUAGUGGUGGUGUAUUUACUCGGAAAACUGUACGUGGCCAACGCCGGUGACAGCAGGGCUCUGAUGAUCUGUGGAGGAGAGAUCACGCCCAUGUCCAGCUCCUUCACUCCUGAAUCAGAGCGCCAGAGACUUCAGUUCCUGGCUCACCUGCAGCCGUCGCUGCUGGGAAACGAGUUCACGCACUUGGAGUUUCCCAGAAGGGUCACAAAGAAAGAGGUUGGGAAGAGAAUGCUGUGCCGAGACUUUACCAUGAACGGAUGGCUGGAGGCUUCGGCAGGAACAGAUAGCAAAAGCCACUCGGCAGCGGCGGCACGAGGGAGUCUGAGAAAGCAGCUGGCUCGUGUUUUGGCCACCAUCGGCGUCACUCGUGGACUCGGCGAUCACGACCUGAAGGUUCACGACUCCGACAUCGCUAUCAAGCCGUUCCUCUCCUGUUCUCCAGAGAUGAAGAUCUAUAACCUCUCUCAGUAUGAGCACGGUGCCGAUGAUGUCCUGAUCCUGGCUACAGAUGGACUCUGGGACGUGCUGUCCAAUCAGGAAGUGGCAGAGGUGGUAUCUGGUUUCCUUGGAAACUGUGACCCUGAUGACAAGCACAGGUACACAAUGGCAGCUCAAGACCUGGUGAUGAAGGCCCGCGGUGUCCUGAGGGACCAAGGCUGGAGAAUCGCCGGAGACCGGCUCGGCUCUGGAGACGACAUUUCGGUCUUUAUAAUUCCUCUAAUGCACGGCAAUAGCCAACAGCCUCAGCCUAGCUGACCAAUCAGAAGGCAGGGCGCCAACCGAAUCGGACCGAAUCCGUCUCUAACCCAACAUUCAAAUGCUCCGACAGCGUCCUGCUGGAGUUUAAGGAACCCGUUGUGCAUUUGAUCUCAUUUACAAAUAUGAACACUUGCUUUUAAGACUUAGCAGUCGAUGACUGCUGACUUUGAAGACCCACGUCAACGUUCCCUACCUCCGCGUGGGUUGGUGGGAUCAGUAUAUAAGAUAUAACUUUCCACAAUGACUAAAGGAGGGUCCGGUUCUUUGAAGUUCUCCAUGGACAAAUGCGCACCCUCCGCAGUUUGUUUAUCCGCACUCAUCUGGCAGCUAGGCGAAACCAAGCGCGCUUUGUUUUUCUUUUCAGGAUAUUAAUUCAUCUUCUGACUGUUUCGUUUGUGGAUUUGUUUUUUGCGUUCCCUGAAAAAAAUCUAAGCAAUUCUGGCUGUUAUUUGUACAUCCUGUUACUCCAAGUUACUGUAAAUGAAAAAUGAGCAUUGUUUUUGUUUCUCCUGUGCUCUGUAAAUUUGCAAUGGGUACUAAGUUAAAUAAUGCCAAUCUGAUCUUCCAUUCAUCACGGUAAGAUUCUUAGGAUGAUACAUUUUUAAGGAACAAUAAAUCAUGUGUCCGGCAAAGAAGUCUGAUGUUCAGCGACCGUUCCCUUUGAUUUCUGUACGCACCGUUGUGAAUUAACACCUACCUGCAAUCUGUUCUCCAGGGCUCCUGUGUGGAGGUUUGGUGAGGUCUGACUUACGAUACAUCAUGUUCACAGUGGCACCUUCCUCUUCUACAGCACAAACCCGCUGUGAGCAUUUGGAAAGGCUUUCGUAUACACACACACACACACACACACACAAUGUGCAAACACUGACAUACACACUCCCCAAGAGAGUGGCCAUCUGGUCAGCACAACCUGAGUGUGACCAAAACAAGACUGAUUUGGCCAGAGAUUCAGCUGUGUGUGUGUGUGUGUAUGCGGACUGCUCUCUAACACACUUUAGCGCAGUCGUUUGUGUGGGUGGAGGCGCUGCAAGGGCAUCACAUGCUUACUAAAGGAGCUUUCUGGGAAGUGCACACACAUGCACUACAAAAAUGAUUCAUAAACCGCUUAUGUUGCCCCAUUAAUUCUGGCCCACAGAUUUUUUUAAAUAAAAACUCAUUGAAGAUAUUUCACUAGAAUCUUUCUAAAAUAACAAUUUCAUGUUUUCCCAAAUAAUGUACUCCCUAUGUAAAAACUAAAAUUCCAGACAGUUGUUAAAAGAAUAAAGACAUAAUUC
Sinocyclocheilus grahami is the source of this 3021-nucleotide messenger RNA. RefSeq names its product protein phosphatase, Mg2+/Mn2+ dependent, 1H (gene ppm1h). The record is from RefSeq and is a predicted model, not a curated record. Gene Ontology annotation, molecular function: [pyruvate dehydrogenase (acetyl-transferring)]-phosphatase activity. Bases 83 to 1744 code for a protein of 553 amino acids. NCBI's taxonomy places the organism in Eukaryota, Metazoa, Chordata, Actinopteri, Cypriniformes, Cyprinidae. Gene Ontology annotation, cellular component: mitochondrion. The transcript is spliced from 10 exons. Gene Ontology annotation, biological process: protein dephosphorylation.